UUCCCACGUGACGCGUUCACCUGUUUCCACAACCUGUUUACUGACUGCCGCCCGAAAGCCGCUUUCGAAGCGGUCAUUUUCAAACACCCUCAUUGUUUUCCGCUCCGUAUUUUUUGUUUAAAACUAAUCCAGGGGGUUGAAUAAAUUCAACAGGCGACGCCACGAGGUAAAAAUUUGGCUUUUGUAGUUUUUUUGGGCGUGUUUUUGCCCGGACUUCGACCUCACUGCGAUCAAACUUUGUUGGUGAACUGUAGACGUUGGACGCCGGACGACAACUGACCUUUUUUUGUACAGUAAACAAGAUAAAGGUUACAAGGUGAGGAUCACCAUGGAGGACAUGGACCUUUCAUUAGAGAACACCUCCAUUGUCCACCUGACCGCGCCCAUACUUCCGGACACAGCGGACAUCUCCAACAUGACCAUCCUUCGCACGGGCAACGGCACCAUCGUGCACGACCAGAUGUUCCUAAACACGCUGCCCGCCCGCGGCCUCUCCGGCAUCUUUGUGUGGUCCGCCUUGCUUAUCACCUGUCAUCAGAUCUACACACACCUGCGCUCCUACACCGUCCCCAACCAGCAGCGCUACAUCAUCCGAAUCCUCCUCAUCGUGCCCAUUUACGCCUUCGACUCCUGGCUCAGCCUGCUGUUCAUCAGCGACAACCAGUACUACGUCUACUUCGACUCGGUUCGGGACUGCUACGAAGCAUUCGUCAUUUAUAAUUUCCUGAGUCUGUCCUUUGAGUACCUGGGAGGAGAGAGCGCAAUUAUGUCCGAGAUCCGAGGGAAGUCAAUACAAUCGAGCUGCCUCUAUGGUACCUGCUGUCUGGGCGGAAUGAGCUACUCCAUCGGAUUCCUACGAUUUUGUAAACAGGCGACGCUUCAAUACUGCAUCGUCAAGCCCAUCAUGGCGGCCAUCACCAUCCUCCUGCAGGCCUACGGAAAAUACCACGAUGGAGAUUUUAACGUGAACGGCGGCUACCUGUACAUCACCAUCAUCUACAACUUCUCCGUCAGCCUGGCGCUCUACGCCCUCUUCCUCUUCUUCUUUGCCACCAGCGACCUCCUCCGGCCGUACGAGCCCGUGCUCAAGUUCCUCACCAUCAAGUCCGUCAUCUUCUUAUCCUUCUGGCAAGGAAUGGUUCUCGCCAUCCUGGAGCGCUGCGGCGUCAUCCCCAAGGCGCUCUACAUCGACGGACACGAGGUGGGCGCCGGCACCGUGGCGGCCGGCUGGCAGAACUUCAUCAUUUGCAUCGAGAUGUUCUUUGCCGCCAUCGCCCUGCGAUACGCCUUCACAUGCACGGUGUACCAGGAGAAGAAGAACGACGUGCCAGCCGAGAACAUGCCGCCCAUGCAGAGCAUCUCCAGCGGUCUGAAGGAGACCAUCAACCCGGGCGACAUGGUCCAGGACGCCAUCCACAACUUCUCCCCCGCCUACCAGCAGUACACCCAGCAGUCCAUGCAGGAGGUGGUCCCGCCCUGCCCCAACGGGAAAGCCGGCGCCCUCAAGUCCCGCAAGCCGGACAAAGUCCUGUUGAUCACCUCUGACGACGAGUUCUAGGACGCCGGGUGCAGGUGCGUGUGUCCUCGCCUCGAGCGCCUAGAGAAAACAAAGCUUCUCAGAGGACCAAAAAAAAAACAAAAAACUGUUGAAUUAGUACUGACACAAGAGGUCUUAAUGAACAUUUAUUUACAAUAGUUUUGAACACAUCAGUCAAUCAAGGUUUCUCUGUCUUGGCUUUAUUGUAAACACAGAAAAAUACCUCGGUGGUUUCUGGCAAGCCAAACAAGCAAAGACUACCGGAUGAUGGCAAAGGCUUGGAUCGCCAUCUAGUGGACAGCAUUUGCCAUUUUUGACACAUUUUGUUCUCAAAUCAUGGAGGAAUUCCUUAAAAGACAAACUGGUUUUGGAGCAGGUACUUCAAACUGCAGCAUGUUUUAUGUCGACAUCCAAUCGACCCAACCCUUCAAAGGGGGAGUUGAUUGGUCUUUUUCACUACUUUGAGUAGUCUAAAUAAACAGCAGAUUUUGUAGCAUCUGCACUAUUAUUACCGCUAUUUAUAAUUCAAUUUUAAUUAUGCACUGAAUUCAUUGAUGUAUUCUAAUAUUAAAAUGUUUUUUUGCAUGGGGAAAAAUGUCAAAUGUAGUAACUUAAAGGCCUACUGAAAUGAGAUUUUCUUAUUCAAACGGGGACAGCAGGUCCAUUCUAUGUGUCAUACUUGAUCAUUUCGCGAUAUUGCCAUAUUUUUGCUGAAAGGAUUUAGUAGAGAACAUCGACGAUAAAGUUGGCAACUUUUGGUCGCUAAUAAAAAAGCCUUGCCUGUACCGGAAGUAGCAGACGAUGUGCGCGUGACGUCACGGGUUGUGGAGCUCCUCACAUCUGAACAUUGUUUACAAUCAUGGCCACCAGCAGCGAGAGCGAUUCGGACCGAGAAAGCGACGACUUCCCCAUUAAUUUGAGCGAGGAUGAAAGAUUCGUGGAUGAGGAAAGUGAGAGUGAAGGACUACAAAAAAAAACUACACGGCAGAGCGAUUCAGAUGUUAAUAGACACAUUUACUAGGAUAAUUUUGGAAAAUCCCUUAUCUGCUUAUUGUGUUACUAGUGUUUUAGUGAGAUUAUACUGUCGUACCUGUUCAACCUGAAAGUCGGAGGGGCGUGGUGCCCGCCAGUCUCUCCAAAGAAAGCCACGUUUCUCGACGAGGCGAAGGCAGCCGUUGGAGUCGGGCUGAGAUUUUUCCCCCUUCUCCACGGUGGAAGCAUCUGACAGGUGCAGGAGGAACGACGCAAGCUCUCCGCUCAUGUCUACGGUAAAAGCCGACUUAUUACCCCCAUUUUCUCACCGAAACCUGCCGGUUGACAUGUGGUAGGGAACCAUGUUCCAUAGUAAAGUUUCACCGUCAUCUUUCGGGAAUGUAAACAAGGAAACACCGGCUGUGUUUGUGUUGCUAAAGGCGGCCGCAAUACACCACUUCCCACCUACAGCUUUCUUCUUUGACGUCUCCAUUAUUAAUUGAACAAAUUGCAAAAAGAUUCAGCAACACAGAUGUCCAUAAUACCGUGGAAUUAUGCGAUGAAAAGAGACGACUUAUAGCUGGGAACGGUGCUGGACCAAAAUUUCCUCUACAAUGCAUGAUACUUCCGAGCGAAAUUUUAAAAUUGUGAUUUAGAAAACUAAACCGGCCGUUUUGGCAUGUGUUGCAAUGUUAAUAUUUCAUCAUUAAUUUAUAAACUAUCAGACUGCGAGGUGGGUAGUAGUGGCUUUCAGUAGGCCUUUAAACACCUUUGUACAUACAAUUACAAAUACCGUAGUGCUCAUUUGUGCCAAUGAUCGCUGGUUUAUUAAAAAGAGAGCAAAAAAAAUGACCAGCAUAUGAGGUGUUUGGAUUUGAAUUCAUGCAGAAAUAAAAACGUGUGAGUGUG
This is a messenger RNA of Nerophis ophidion (straightnose pipefish), 3418 nucleotides long. It is a transcript of the gene tmem184a, whose product is annotated as transmembrane protein 184a. Gene Ontology annotation, cellular component: early endosome membrane. Gene Ontology annotation, molecular function: transporter activity. The coding region runs from base 329 to 1558 and encodes 409 amino acids. The record is from RefSeq and is a predicted model, not a curated record. The transcript has 10 exons. Lineage: Eukaryota; Metazoa; Chordata; Actinopteri; Syngnathiformes; Syngnathidae. Gene Ontology annotation, biological process: transport.